Mytilus trossulus (common blue mussel) is the source of this 1252-nucleotide messenger RNA. RefSeq names its product regucalcin-like. NCBI's taxonomy places the organism in Eukaryota, Metazoa, Mollusca, Bivalvia, Mytilida, Mytilidae. Bases 132 to 1034 code for a protein of 300 amino acids. Gene Ontology annotation, molecular function: enzyme regulator activity; gluconolactonase activity; calcium ion binding. The transcript has 6 exons. Gene Ontology annotation, biological process: L-ascorbic acid biosynthetic process. The record is from RefSeq and is a predicted model, not a curated record.
GUUCUUGCACACCAUCCAAUGUUCACGCAAUGUACAGCGGAAAUGAAACUUUGUACUUUCUGACGGAAGUGCUUAUUUUAGCAACAAGCGGAUGAAUAUACACAUAAUAUAUCACCAAAUUAAGAAAAGAAAUGCCCGUAGAAGUUGUAGUUAAAGAUGCCUGUUUCACGGUAGGAGAAGGUCCUCACUGGGACGAAGCUUCCAAAUCUCUGUUCUAUGUAGAUAUAUAUGCAAACAGUGUUUCUCGCUGGGACUCCGUUACAAAGGAAGUGCAGAAGAUCACAUUGGACAACACGAUAGGAUUUGUAAUACCGUCAAAAAAGGGUGGUGUUAUAAUUGGUUUGGGACAAACAAUCUCUCGUCUGGAAUGGGACAGCAAGAAAGUCACUGUUUUACAUGAAGUGGACCAGGACAAACCGACCAGAUUUAAUGAUGGAAAAUGUGAUGCCCGUGGUCGGUUAUGGGCAGGUACGGUGGGCAUGGAAAAUCCACCAGGUAUAAUACAGAAAGGUCAAGGUUCUUUGUAUUCAUUCGACAAGGACGGGUCUGUCAAAAAGCAUUUAGAAAACCUGGACUGUGCAAAUGGUUUAGCUUGGUCAGCUGACAACAAGUCCAUGUACUUCAUCGACUCCAUUCCAAGAUGUAUUUAUGUGUUUGACUAUGACAUAAACAGUGGAACUAUUAAAAACCAACAGACACUCAUUAAAUUUGAACCAGGAACGGAAAGUAUACUAGGAGUCCCUGAUGGUAUGACCAUGGACACUGAUGGAAAAUUAUGGGUUGCUUUUUUCUUUGGUGGACGAGUUGUUCAAUUCGAUCCUGACACAGGUAAAAGUCUAAGUGUAAUCCAUAUGCCAGCACACAGAACCUCAUCUUGCUGUUUUGGAGGUCCAGAUUACGCUGAGAUGUUCGUCACAUGCAGUCGAUACGGAUGCCCGGAGGAAGAGAUAUCAAAGUAUCCAUUGUCUGGAUCUGUGUUUAAAGUGACUGAUCUUGGGGCGAAAGGAAAUCCUCCUAUUCAGUUUGAAGGAUAGUUGAAAACAUUAUGUUGAUCAUGCAUAUAUUUACGAGUCAAUUUCAAUAAUAUUUCGUAUCAUUAUAGUCAUUAUAAUUACAUAUUCGUAUUCUUGCAGGGUGCUGCUUUGUGUGAAAUUCAAGAUAUUGGAUAACCAUUUGGAUCAUAACAGUUUGAAUGGGCAUAAUAUUUUUUAUAUGUAUUUUUUAUGAACCUCAAUUGUUUCAAGCAUCAAAA